This is a messenger RNA of Schizosaccharomyces octosporus yFS286, 618 nucleotides long. RefSeq lists its product as uncharacterized. The coding region runs from base 210 to 425 and encodes 71 amino acids. The record is from RefSeq and is a predicted model, not a curated record. The transcript has a single exon. Lineage: Eukaryota; Fungi; Ascomycota; Schizosaccharomycetes; Schizosaccharomycetales; Schizosaccharomycetaceae. Gene Ontology annotation, cellular component: mitochondrial intermembrane space.
AUAAUAUUCAAUUAUCUUGCUUUUAUUUAUAAGCACUUGUCAUCAACAACUGUAAUUUUUAUUUUGCUCUCAUAAAUUUUGAAAUGUAUAAACCAAUGUUCUUGUUAGCGAAAGUAAAGAUGGAUAAAAGUACUUUUUGAGUACGCUUUCAUCGGGCAUUCCUUUUUCAUCCGGACGGUAUUCACCAUACAAGUACACUUCUCAUCAGGAUGGAUGCGUCUUGUCAAAAAGAAGCCUGCAGCUUACAAAGUUGCAUACAAAGAAACCAGUAUAAUCAGAAUAAAUGUGAAGCAUACAUUGACUCUCUAUUGAGAUGCUGCAAUUCAUGGUAUUUACAAAACGGAAGUGAGAGCAAAGAAUCACCUCAAUCUUGUCCUCAAUACUCUAUACUACUACGCCAGAUGAAGGAUCGACAUAUCCUAUGAGAGCCUCAUGAAAUUUACAAUCACCACGAUAAUAAUAUGACUUCUUCACUACUAAUUAUUUACAAGCACUGUAAAGUAUACAACCACAAAAUAUAAUUUAUUGAAAUAUCUAAAGAAAAAAAAGAGAAAUAAUGAGAUAUAAAGGUAUUUGAGGGAACGUACAUAUCAUCGAAAACAAACAAGAUAUAAAAAA